Trematomus bernacchii (emerald rockcod) is the source of this 2573-nucleotide messenger RNA. It is a transcript of the gene card19, whose product is annotated as caspase recruitment domain family, member 19. The transcript is spliced from 6 exons. Bases 43 to 585 code for a protein of 180 amino acids. Gene Ontology annotation, cellular component: mitochondrion. The record is from RefSeq and is a predicted model, not a curated record. Lineage: Eukaryota; Metazoa; Chordata; Actinopteri; Perciformes; Nototheniidae.
CGUCAGGGGGCGUUCCAAACAAAGGACAGAGGGGACUCCACAAUGGGAGACAGUUUCCAUGAACAGCUGUUGGAGGACAGCGCCUUCCUCAGAGCUGACCGCAGACUGGACAUAGAGCUGGUGGACAAAAUCAUCCUGCAGCUCAACAGGAUCUACCCGCAGAUCCUGUCAGACAAGGAGGCCACCAAAUUCAGAAACUUGGAUUUGCCCACAAGUGUCCGAGUGGGUGAGCUUCUGACCCACUUGCAGGGGAAAGGAGAUGAAGCCUGCAGGGAGUUCUACAGAGCUCUUCACCUGCAUGUGGAGGAGGUUUACUACAGCUUGCCUACCAGGCUGCGCCUCAGAGUUUCCUUAGAUCCACUCACAAUUCCACGUGUCCACCAACAGAGACAUGUUUUAAAUGACAGAGGUCCGGUCUUCUUUCUGGGCUGUUUCAGCGUUGCAGUGGGAAUGGCUUUACUUUACUACUACAGUGAGACAAAAGUGACGGGAGGUAGCCGGGCCCUCGGGAUGGCGUCUCUGGGUUUGAAACGAAAAGCUCAGGAAGUUCUCAUAUGGUACACUGAAGAAGGCCUCAUGAAGUAAGGGAGGAGGGGGGCGACUCCUUCACACCAGGUGCUUCAGCAGUUCUGCUCCUAUGAAUUGUACCAAAGCAUAGCACACUAUAUAUUUUCAGGAUUUGAUACUCAUUUUGUACACACUUGUAUAAAGUAUUCUGGUUGUGGUCUAAAAUGAGGAAUAUGGGGUAUGUUUUGAGCUACAUUUGGCCCUUUGCUAUGUUUUCCUCACAUGUUGUUACCUAUUUAAGUUGGCAAAUGGGAAAUCAAAAACAAGCUCAUUAAACAAGUUGUUCUCACUACCUUUUAAUGUGGAACAAAAUAACUUUUACAAACCAAAAUUAUACAUUUUGAAAAAAUAAAUAUUUACAAUUGGAAAUAUGUUAUUGACUAUAAAUGGUCAAUUUUCAGCAAAACGCUAAAUAUAGCCUCCAAUUAAUUGGUGUAUUUCGCAGUCCUAUAAUAACUAUCCUUAAAUGCAGAAAUUACAAUUUGGUACUGAGACUAUCCUAAAACAUUUUUUUUGUGAUGAAGUUUAACAUUGGCAACUGAUGUCAAGCAUACAAUUUAAGAGUUCUCCCCAAAUUUAGUCAGAAACCAACCCCAUGAUGCUCAGCAUUGGUGGAACAAUACUGCCCUCUUGUGGCUAAAAGUGAACUACAUCACCAGCAGUGCACACAUAUGUUGGCUUGUUUUGGUUUCAUAAUAGCUUCCCGAAAAUCUGCUGCUCACAUUUAGACAGAAAACGGGAUAAGGCGUUUUAACAGGAAGAUAUUAUAUUGAGCCGUGUCCGUAUAAUAACACUUUUAGACGAGUUUUGCAACCACGUGUUUCCCUCCGCCAAUGAAACACGCUACCAGCGCAGUGCAUUAUGGGAAGAGCUACCAAAAACAUAAAUAAUGUCUAAUGAAGAGUCGUACUAAUACAAAUGAAACACUAAUUGAACUUUUUACGGAUGAAAUAUUCACCAUGUGUGUCUAAUAUAUGUGUUUUUGUUUAGUAUCCUAUUCGGAAGUUACACCGUAAUGCAAAGUAGGUUCCAUAUGUCCGGGUAUAUAUAGGGCGGACUUGCAUAAUAGCUGAUGUGUUGUAUGAAAGGAGAGAAGGUUAGCACUCCCCUCGACAAGGAUGGAAUUGGCCCUAGUGGCCAUCAACACAUAUACGGUUAAGGCACUGCCACCUACUUCGUGGCAUCUAUAACCAGAUUUUUUGAUUAGUAUAAAUUCGACUUAAUCCAACAAUUAUUUACUAUCUCUUAAUUUUCUUUUCCCCGUUCAACGUUUAGACCAUUUACUCUAAGAAAGGAAGCAUGCCUUAACAUUUUCCCGUGUCUUUGUUUCCGCUGGGUCAGGCAGGAUGUGAACUCUUAUUAUGUUCCUCUUUGCCUUCAGCAUUUAGCCUCUGCUGAAUACACGAAGGGUUACUGAAACUCCUGUGUUUUCUAUCUCAUAGAAGGAGCUAAUAAACUCAGUUUGUGAGCGUUAAAGUGCAUUCAAAUUUGUAUAUAAUUCACAGCUAUAGAUAUUGUAAUUUAUAGAGUAGAGUGGAUAUUAUAUUAAUCUCAUUGUGCCUUUUGGUUGACUAUUUGUCAAUAAUUUAAUAAAUUGUAUUAAUUUACUCUACACAGAUAGGUAGAAUUAGUUGGUAUUUCUCAGGCUGUUUGUAAACCAUGACAUAGAGAACAUGCUAGUAACUAUCAUAAUGGUGCUGUGGUACGACUGUCUCUUUGUUAAUUGUCUCUUGUUGGGGUAGACUUCAGGGUAUCAAAAGCCAAUACCAAGAAAAUCUAAAAAUGUUCAAUGUGCAUGACUUUGUUGUUAUUGUACGAAUUAAUUUUGUAAUAUUAUUCUAAAAGGAAAUAUUGAUAACUGAUUUUGGAUGUCCAUUGCCUGACGGUUUGUUACAUUUUGUGUAAUGUGUCACGUACAAAGGCCUUAAAUUAGAGGUGCCAUCGUUUGAACUGAGACUUUUGUCUUUUACAAAAAUGCAUGAUAAGAAUAAACGGGACAAAAAACA